This is a messenger RNA of Argentina anserina (silverweed cinquefoil), 273 nucleotides long. RefSeq names its product putative defensin-like protein 30. The record is from RefSeq and is a predicted model, not a curated record. The coding region runs from base 1 to 273 and encodes 90 amino acids. Lineage: Eukaryota; Viridiplantae; Streptophyta; Magnoliopsida; Rosales; Rosaceae. The transcript is spliced from 2 exons.
AUGGCUUCCACAAACUUUGAUCAAUGCCCUUUUGUAGGAAUCCUAUGCAUUGCUUACUUCCUAGCUCAGGUACUGAAAUCCCUUUUUGGCCAUGCAUUUGCAGAUGUAAAACCUGCAGAAGUUCCUACUGGGACAACUUUGCUCAAUGUAGGGCUGUGCUCAAAGUUUGCUGACUGCAACGAGUAUUGCCAAGAGAAUUGUAAUCAUAUUUUAGGCGGGUUUUGCAAAGAGAUUUCUACUGGGGGAGAAAAGUUUUGUUUGUGUGAAGUUUGA